This is a messenger RNA of Rodentolepis nana, 582 nucleotides long. The record is from the annotation of a GenBank genome assembly. Lineage: Eukaryota; Metazoa; Platyhelminthes; Cestoda; Cyclophyllidea; Hymenolepididae.
AUGGACACAAGGUCAACUAUUUGUACGAAUGGUGUUAACCUUCAAAAUGUGAAUAAGAAAGAGUCACUAAUGCAAAGAAUUAAAAAUCAACAAAAUGCUCUAAAUGUCCUUGAACAGCGCUAUUCAGAGGCAAGUAAACAGCAUGAUACUUUGUUGGAACAUAUUAGGCAAAAAUCAAGUGACUCUGAAAAACUUUUAAGCAGUCUUCGAAUUCGUGAACAACAAAAUACAAAGAAUCUUAACAGUUAUUUGAAUCCUUUGUAUUCAACCGACCAAAAUGUCUCCACUUCCUCCCUCAAUGUUACUUCUCUCCAUAAUUUGGAUCCCUCUCCGCAUCCCUCUCAUAAUCCACUUCCCGAUUCCUCCUCGUCUUUGAAACGACCUUGGAAUUCUUUAACCGUCUCUAUGUCUACAGAUUUUACACAGAUCCCAGUGGAUCCAUCCGUGGAGCUAGUUCUCAGUCGAUUCCUGCAUAGUCUUCGAUCCUCAGAGGCUCAGAUUGCUUCAAACAGAGCGGAACUACAGCGCUGCAAAUUCACAGAAGAUAGGUUUGUUCUACCUUCGUUUCCCUGCAUAUUUUAG